UCAACCUACAUUUGCUCUAUAUUUCUUACUUGAACAUGACAUUAGUGCUCACUCUCCUAGCUUGUGUUAUCCAUGCUCUUAACUUAGCCAACAAGUCCGAUGCAUCGAACAAAACUUGUUUCGGCGGUAUUGAUGGAUCCAUACGAUUUGACAUCUACCAAACUACUUGCCCUCAAGCCGAAGAUAUCAUCUUCGCGGGGGUCGAAGAGGCCGUCGCGAACGACCCGCGCAUGGCUGCCUCCCUCCUCCGCCUCCACUUCCACGACUGCUUCGUCGAUGGCUGUGAUGCUUCGGUGCUCCUCGAUGAUACGCCUAAUUUUGUGGGGGAGAAAACUGCUGGACCCAACCUGAACUCCCUCAGGGGAUUCGAAGUGAUCGAUUCGAUUAAGGCCGAGCUCGAGCUGGCUUGCCCUGAGACUGUUUCGUGUGCCGACGUUCUGGCGAUUGUGGCUCGAGAUUCGGUUGUCUUGUCGGGAGGGCCCACGUGGCAGGUGGAGGUAGGGCGGAAGGACAGCAGAAGUGCGAACCGCCAAGCAGCGAACACGAACAUCCCGGCCCCGACGUCCGACGUGGCCACCCUCAUCGGAAAGUUCCAGAACCUCGGCCUCUCCUCCAAGGACAUGGUCGCUCUCUCCGGGGCUCACACCAUCGGCAAGGCCCGUUGUUCUUCCUUCAGCUCCCGCCUCAAUGGCCUCGUAGGCAGCUCCGAUGCCUCCAUGGGUGACCGCGACUUCCUACAGUCGCUGCAGCAGCUCUGCGCCAGCUCGAACAACACUCUCGCCGACCUCGACCUCUCGACGCCCGCCACAUUCGAUAACCAGUACUACGUCAACCUGAUCUCCGCCGACGGGCUCCUGCAGUCCGACCAGGCGCUCACGUCCGCUGGCUCCGGCGAUGUCGCUGCACUUGUCGAGGCCUACGCGAUCGACCCGGAGCUCUUCUUCGAGGACUUUAAGGCCUCCAUGGUGCGCAUGGGCCGGCUCGCAAUGUCGGGCGGCGGCGAGGUUCGGAGGAGCUGCAGAGUUGUGAAUUAGCUCGCUAUCUAUAUAUAUAUAUAUGACCAGGAGGUAGUAUAUGUAUCUGUAGUCAUGAAAUUAGGGUUCUAUGUAUGAAGUGGUAGUUACGUAAGUGUGGAUGCAUGCAAGUUAGUACGUUCUCGUG
This is a messenger RNA of Ananas comosus (pineapple), 1161 nucleotides long. Its product is annotated as peroxidase 40-like. The coding region runs from base 36 to 1034 and encodes 332 amino acids. The transcript has 4 exons. Gene Ontology annotation, molecular function: heme binding; peroxidase activity. The record is from RefSeq and is a predicted model, not a curated record. Gene Ontology annotation, biological process: hydrogen peroxide catabolic process; response to oxidative stress. NCBI's taxonomy places the organism in Eukaryota, Viridiplantae, Streptophyta, Magnoliopsida, Poales, Bromeliaceae.